Messenger RNA from Arachis ipaensis, 2376 nucleotides. NCBI's taxonomy places the organism in Eukaryota, Viridiplantae, Streptophyta, Magnoliopsida, Fabales, Fabaceae. The record is from RefSeq and is a predicted model, not a curated record.
AUGAGUCGCGCGGAAGCUACCUGCGUCACCACUGGAGGGGAGAUCCGCGCCGUUGCUGCGGUUUAUGCCGCCGAAAUUGCUCUGCCGCCACUAGAAUUUCUGGUCGCUACCGUUUUGGUGAGCUUGCCCUAUUUCUGGUUCCUCCUAGUUCUGCCAAUUCAAUAUUACUCUGAAACUGUCAGUGAAACUGUUGUAUUUAAUGAAGUGGCUGUCAUAAGUUACGUUGUCGCUACCGGAGAAGCUGUUGUGGUCGCCGGAACCAUCACCGGAGCUUUUGCAGAGGUAGAAUUCGGUUUGUUUAUGCCGCUUGUAGCUGUUUCUGCUUUCGAGAGGGAGUUUCUGAUGCAGGUCGAGAGGCAGCUCGUUGAGCGUCUGGAGACCGUCCUUACAAGCAAAGAACUGUCUUUUGGGCUGGGUGCUCCAGACAAUAUCAUUGUAGCUCAGGAAGUUCUCCAUUUUAUGAAGAAAACUAAAUCAAAGAAAGGUGUUCUUACUUUUAAAAUUGACCUAGAAAAGGCUUAUGAUAGGGUGAGUUGGGAGUUUUUGGAGCAAUCUCUCCUAAUGUUUGGCUUUUCAGGUACUAUUGUUUCUGUUAUUAUGAAAUGUGUAAAGUCUUCCUCCCUUUCUCUAAUGUGGAAUAGUAACCGGUUGGAUGGUUUUCAGCCAAAGAGGGGUUUGAGGCAAGGAGACCCUAUGUCUCCUUAUUUAUUUGUUAUUUAUAUGGAGAGGUUGAGUUGCCUCAUUGCUAGGCAAGUGGAGGUUGGUAGAUGGAAACCAAUGACUGUGUCUAGGGGAGGUCCUAUAAUCUCCCAUCUCCUUUUUGCAAACGACCUUAUCCUUUUUUACAAAGCGAAGAAAUCUCAAGUGCUUCAUGUUUUGGACACUAUGGCCACCUUUUGCAGAGCAUCUGGUAUGAAGGUGAAUUUUGAGAAAUCUCGUGCUAUCUGUUCUAUAAAUGUUUCUAGACAACACAAGGAUCUCUUCACUGGUAUUUCUUCUAUCCGCUUUGCAAAUUCUCUGGGAAAAUACCUUGGUGUCCCCCUCAAGCAUGGUAGAGUUACUAAAGCUGAUUUUAAUGAUGUGGUUGAUAAGCUUACUAAUAGGCUAGCAUCUUGGAAAGGUCGCUUCCUUAAUAAAGCUGGUCGGAUUUGCCUUGCUAAAUCAGUUUUAUCUUCUAUACCUAUUUAUAGGAUGCAAGUAAGCCUUUUUCCAUCAGGAAAGCUAGUUUGGCAAAUUUUGAUGAAUCAAGAGAAACUGUGGGUCAAGAUUAUGCUUCAGAAAUACCUCCAGAAUAGAAACCUAUUUGCAAUUAAAGCAAUGGGUUCUUCAUCAUAUAUAUGGAAGCCUAUUGUGCACACAGCUUCCGUAUUAAAGGAAGGGUUUGUUUGGGAAGUGGGAGCUCUUUAUAAGAAUUUCUGGUUUGACUCUUGGUUGCACUCUGGGCCAGUAGGAGCGAGGGUUGAAUUUUUUGAUAUCUGUGAGGCUGCUUUGACCAUUGAAGAUGUUUACCGUGAUGGAGUUUGGAAUUUGGAGAGGAUUUACUCUUUUAUUCCUAGGGACUUAAGGAAAGAUAUUCUUAGUUUAGUACAUAUUUCGGCUUCUGGUCGUGAUUGGGUGGUGCGAUCAGUUUGGGUUUCUCUGGAUUUUUCUAAUGUGUGUUUCUUUGGCUCUCACGAGAUGUAUGAUUGGUUCAAGCAUGACCUCCUCAAUGAAGGUUGUUCCAAAUUUGUAGCUAUAAUAUGGUCAAUUUGGCAAGACAGAAAUAUUGGUAAUUUUCAGGGAGUUUUUGGAUCUCCUGGGUCAAUUGCAUACAAGGCUUGCAGAUGGAUGGUGGAUUUUGAAUAUACAACUCAGAAUCGAGUGUGUUGCAUCCAGGGAUUAAAAUCUCUGUCUUGGUCUCCGCCAGAACCUGGUGCUUGGAAGUUAAAUUGUGAUGGGAGUGUGAACUUGGGUGAUGAUUGUGCUGGUUUUGGGUGGGUAAUUCGCGAUAGCUCCAGUCAAUGGGUAAUGGGAUGCUCAGGAAACUCUUUUGGAUCUAAUGUCAUCAAGAUGGAGUUGUGGAGUAUAUGGAAAGGUUUGGCUUGGGCUUGGGAGGCGGGUCUUAAGCUUGUUGUCUAUGAGAUAGAUUGCGCAGCAGCUUUUGAGCUAGUGACUGGUUGGCAAGUUCCACUCUGCCAUCUUGAAAAAGAAGUGAUACAACUAAUCUUUGAGUUGAAGUUAAGAACGAAUUGGGAUAUUCAUUUUGAGCUUAUCCCGAGAGAAGCUAAUGUCGUGGCAGAUCGGUUGGCAAAGAUAGGAUCUGGAGGUAGCGGAGCUGAUGAGGUUCACCUUUGGCACCAGCCGCCAGAGGUGGUUUGUCCUCUCUUGCUGUUAUGA